AUGUCAGCGAUCCUCGACUCCCUCUUCCAGCCGGGUCUCAACGCGCCCAUGCAGCGCGCCAUGAAUGCCUCGUUCGCCGGGCUGCUGCUCGUCUUGUUGGCGCUCGCCCUUCUGACGCGCGGCAAUGUGCAUGUGUGUGCGCUGAUGGGCAUUGCGCUGGCACUUUGGGCGAGCGUGGGUUGGUUCUUGAAGGAACUGGCCAAGCUGCCACCACCUCCACCGACGGAGAAGGGCAAGGAGGCAGCAGAGCCAGGCGAGGGCAAGAUGGACGAGGAUGCGGCAGCGACGACAACGAGCAGUGGGAGCGAGGCGAGGGAAGAUAAGAAGGGCCGGUAG
Tilletiopsis washingtonensis is the source of this 336-nucleotide messenger RNA. RefSeq lists its product as hypothetical. Lineage: Eukaryota; Fungi; Basidiomycota; Exobasidiomycetes; Entylomatales. Gene Ontology annotation, cellular component: endoplasmic reticulum membrane. Gene Ontology annotation, biological process: vacuolar proton-transporting V-type ATPase complex assembly. The coding region runs from base 1 to 336 and encodes 111 amino acids. The record is from RefSeq and is a predicted model, not a curated record. The transcript is spliced from 2 exons.